Rattus rattus (black rat) is the source of this 1891-nucleotide messenger RNA. It is a transcript of the gene Hoxd8, whose product is annotated as homeobox D8. The transcript has 2 exons. Gene Ontology annotation, cellular component: nucleus. Gene Ontology annotation, biological process: regulation of transcription by RNA polymerase II. Gene Ontology annotation, molecular function: RNA polymerase II transcription regulatory region sequence-specific DNA binding; DNA-binding transcription factor activity, RNA polymerase II-specific. Bases 82 to 792 code for a protein of 236 amino acids. Lineage: Eukaryota; Metazoa; Chordata; Mammalia; Rodentia; Muridae. The record is from RefSeq and is a predicted model, not a curated record.
CGAGGCCAUCAAUCCCACUUAUUACGACUGUCAUUUUCGCGCCCGAGGUCAGCGGCCGCCACGCCGCCGCCCUGCAGCUCUAUGGGCAACAGCGCCGCCGGCUUCCCGCACGCGCCCCCGCAGGCGCACGCGCACCCGCACCCGUCGCCGCCGCCCGGGUGCGGCGGAGGGGGCGGCCCGGGCCCCGGCCAGAACUACUUCCACGCCGGCGCGGGCAGCCCAGUCGCUGCCUACCAGGCCGCCCCACCUCCUCCUCCGCACCCUCCGCCUCCACCGCCGCCUCCCCCCUGCGGCGGGAUUGCCUGUCACGGGGAGCCCGCGAAGUUUUACGGAUACGAUAACUUACAGAGACAGCCGAUUUUUACGACCCAGCAAGAGGCCGAGCUGGUACAAUAUCCUGACUGUAAAUCGUCCAGUGGUAAUAUUGGCGAGGACCCAGACCACUUAAAUCAGAGCUCGUCUCCUUCUCAAAUGUUUCCCUGGAUGAGACCACAAGCAGCUCCUGGUAGACGGAGAGGAAGACAAACCUACAGUCGCUUCCAAACCCUAGAGUUGGAAAAGGAAUUCCUUUUUAACCCUUAUCUGACCAGGAAGAGAAGAAUCGAGGUCUCCCAUACUCUGGCCCUCACGGAGAGACAGGUAAAAAUCUGGUUCCAGAACAGGAGAAUGAAGUGGAAAAAAGAGAACAACAGAGACAAGUUUCCAGCGUCCCGGCCGGAGGCAAAGGAUGGAGACCCCAAAAAGGAAGUCUCGGGGCUGGAGGAAGACGGAGCCGAAGGCCCCACAAACUAAACCUUUACAUUUCAUCACAGACUGUUAAGACUAGUGAUCAGUAUAAGUAUAUACUGGUGGACGCCACCGUUUCUCCCCUCUUCCUUUUUGGAAAGGACUUUACCUGUGUUUCAAGCUACCUUAAUGUCGCUGCUCUUGAGGUUUCUGCGCUUUGAAGGGGACUUGGGUGUUUUCAAAGAAAGUAGUUUUGUAGUGUCGCAUAGAGGCAGUCCUUGAGCUGGUCCGGAGAGGGUAAUUUGAUACUGACCUUGUAGCUAUAUUUUUAUAAUGGUAGUUUUUAACGUCUGAGCUGGUGAUUUGCCUCAACAACAUAAACUUCCUAAUGAUCAGCACUAGAUGAUUGAAUAUAAAAUGCUUUAUUAAUCAAACAAGUGCACUUGAACAUUUUAAAUCUUUAUGGUGAGUAAAUUAAAAGAAGUUUAUUAAUAAUGUUUUAAAAAUUAUGCCUGCAAAAUAUUUACUUUAUUAUUUGAUUAAAUGUAUUAUUUAUAUUUUUCUUUCUGCUUUUGUAACAAUGGUUUGCGUGUCUUCUGGUUUACUUCCAGAAGGUUCCUUUGAGCAUUUUGUAAAUGUUUGUCAGGGAAGAGUCUGGGCCAAAUAUUGGAAAAGCACAUUAGCUGAAGAGUGCAAUGUACUGUCCAGGCUGCCGGCUUCCUUAAACCUGGGAGUGUUGUGCCAGUGAGUUUAAGGAUGAUGUCAAAUUUAGUCCUGUGUCUGUAGUCUACAAAUUAAGGCCGUCAAAUAAUCUAGGGAAUUAAUACUUGAAAUCUUAUUGCAACAUUUUCACUAACUGUUCGUCCUGGCAAGUGGCCUUGCUUUCAUUUUGAAGCCCGCUUGUGAUCACCUGGGAUUUCUAGGUCUUUGCUCUAUGCUGCUUUUUCAAGUAGGUGCCAUAUUUAUUGUAUUCUCCUUGCACUGCUCCUAUGCUUGCUGUGUUCAUCUCAGAUGUCGGUUGGUACGUCCAUCCUCUGCUGUUCUUCAGGAAAGCCAUGGCCUCGCCCAUUUGAAAUGAGCCCUGAGUGUAAAUGCAGAAACUCCGAGUGUAAACAACCGCUCCAGAGCAUAGCUCCUUAAUAAAGAGAUGUACCUCCAUAAAGAG